AUGGGGCCGCGACCGAAUAUUGCGCUAAACGCAGCGCAGUAUCUUGCCGCGUAUGUGAAAUCGAUGCCAGAUCUGUUGGACGAAAGCCUCCGUCUGAGCUCUCGUCUGAGCUCAGACCCAUGGACUUUGACGCCGAUGAUACCAACAGCAGCGUUGCUGAGCGCGUGGCCUGGCGAGCCUUUCGAGAUUGGUCAGAACGACAAUGCUCAUGACGCUGCAUUAGGAGACUCAGCUCGUCAGCUUCAGUCGUUGAGAGAGAAAAGCUUUGCUGAAGUACUCAACAGAGCCUGGAAAAGUGAUCCGAAUGACCUCUCGUGGCUAAAUGAAGCACGAUUGCUACCGGACCUUCACGAGCGCAUCAUAAAAGCGUUGCAUGACAAACCUGGCCUAAUUUUUGAGUCCUCUGGUAUGGUGCUAUUUGCACUCGCCACACGCGGCCAUAACGAGACCGAUCUCACCUAUUUCCAUGGACUGACAAGCCAGAUGCUCGAGAACUUGCUGAAGCAAAUCGACCAAGACCGCCCCAGACAGCUGCACCUUACUCUGCCGUGCAUGAGGGAUCUGACCACGGAACAUAUCGUUGGUCUCAUACAACGACAUCGAAUCGACAGCCUCCAUCUUGGAUACACGAAGAGCAUCUCGGGGGAAGAGGCGUAUGCUGUGGCAAUGAGCCAACCAGCUCUAACAUUGACCCACCCGAGCUUCUUUCGAGAAGCCGUGGAUGCGGAGAACAUGUUUAACAACUCGGAGGAGCUCAAUCCGCUACUGGAAUUCAAGCCACGCGCUCGAAGCCCGCUGGUACAGAUUCUCUACGCACACUCGGGUUUUGGCACCAAGAUCACCCAUCUGCAGGAUGGCGGCGUGGUCUGGUCGGAGGCGAUCAGGGAGGUCUCACCCUAUGACGAUAACAAAGGUGGCGCACGGAUUCUACCACUACCCCUUGCAGACGCCGUGCUGCCAUUAGCGGAACUCAUUGCGAUCUUGCCUGGCGCAUUGCACAAAAUUUUGAACGAUGUAAAGAUUAAUUUUUCAUCGCCUAUGGUCUACGCACCGAGGGUAGCAGGUGUAGCAAAGGCUCUGACGGUUGAUCCGCUGCAGCAUUGCAUUGAACCGCUCGCCAAGGCAAAAGCCAUCGAGAUGGGCUCGUGGUCUCUUCUAAUAUGCGUGGGAACCUCGGCGCAAGGCUUCAAGAACAUUUUGGACAAUGAUCCUAAGGAUCCUUUCGGCCCCAAACCAGUGGGAGAUUUUAAAAGAGGCAUAGGCAACAAAUUCCGGUACGCAUUCGUUACGAAAGACACUAAAGAAGAGGUGGUCGCGGUUGAUGCUUUGGAGUUCCUGCGUCAGGUCCACACUCGACAGAUACCAGAAGACUACGACAGCUUGGCCUAUGACUUCGUCAAAGAUCUUUUCAACAUGGUCCCCGGGAAGCCAGCUGCGACUCUUUGUUGUCAGGCGGAGGCUGCGGAAGUCGUUAAAGCGGCUGAGAUUUACAAUGGGCAUAUCGAUGCUUGGGAAAAGGAAAUGGCCCGAAUGAUCAGGAAUGGAGGUCGACAGCUCCACUCCGUCUGCUUCCAAUAUCGCCAACGUAUGGAGCAUCCAGCAAACGAGCCUCAAAAUGAGCCUCGCAUGCUCUUCCUACGAUCCAUCCACCAAGCAAAAGCAACCGGCAAAACUUUCUGCGUUCCGAAUUGGUUCGAGUUCUUCGUCCUCGACAAAACCAAAGACCAGCUCGCCAUCGCUCUAUCCACAGCAAUCCGAGAAGUCACUGAUCUAGCAAAGAAAGUGCCCUCAGCAGCGCGAGUGACGAUUUUUUGGGAACAGCUCUCGGGACCUUUCCUGCUUGAUCAACACCUCUUCGAACUCGCGGCAGAAUACAUAUGCAUCUUACUGUCUCUAGCCUGUGUCACAGUCAUUCGUUUGAGACAGAAGAUCCAUCUCAGCGCCAAAGCUCACGAUCAAGCACGCUACGAAGCGAAAAGAUCCACUCCAGAUAUCUACGCCGACGUAGCGGACAGUCCACUUGAACAUUGCGUUCGCCGAUUCAUCGAUACCAUCGAACAAGGCAGCGGAAUCGUAACUCUAGGCCCACCAACUUGGAGAGACAUCGCCAUCCUCUCCGGAACCUACAUAAACCUCACCACCCUCCACUCCGGCGUAAGCGCCCAAUCCCUGCAAAGCCUCUGGACAACCGAAAACCUCCUCCGCCAAAAAUUCCAAGACGAACCCGAUGAACUCCUCGCGCCGAAAACUUCUCACGCGUCCCACCUGUCGAGAUUCUAUAGUAUGCGAUGGAAACCUUUAGUAGAUGGCGGGGCUGUGGAUUACAGACACGUCGCAACGACGAGGAUCGGGAAACGAAGUGUGAGGUCGACGUGGCAGUUGAUUCAUGCGGCGUGUGCGGAUUUGGAGGAUUUGGGGUCUUGGUUGAGGGUUCAGAAUGGUGGGGAUACGUUUACUGCUGCUGCUGCUGCUAAGGGACGGGGGGGAGGGUGGGAUUUUGGAGAGGAACGGCUGCUGCUGCAUAAGCAAAGUCGGAUUCAUAAAUUGCAGAAGGAGAGGGAGAGGGAGAAGGAGAAGGAGAAAGGAGGGUUUCUGGGGGGUGCGGUUUCGACGGUUGCGGGAAUGAAGAGUAAGGCUGCGGCUGCGGGUGGGAGGUUGAGAUUUGGACCUUUUAAGAUUAAGUCUGUGGCUGAGAUGGUGUGA
Pseudocercospora fijiensis CIRAD86 is the source of this 2703-nucleotide messenger RNA. RefSeq lists its product as uncharacterized. Bases 1 to 2703 code for a protein of 900 amino acids. The transcript has 5 exons. NCBI's taxonomy places the organism in Eukaryota, Fungi, Ascomycota, Dothideomycetes, Mycosphaerellales, Mycosphaerellaceae. The record is from RefSeq and is a predicted model, not a curated record.